UGUAGCGCAGUGGAAACUGGAGAGCGAGAGAAGACAACAGGAGUGGCGCUGGAGAGAGACGACGACGAUGAUGAUGAUCGGGCGAGGUGUCACCCUUCACAAUCCGACGGUCCACGUGCCACCCUGGUCCUCUUUCGAUGAUCCGAUGGCCGGCGACGGCCUCCCCGACGAGGCCACGCUCGCGGCGCUGCAGCUCUACCUCCGCCGCGAGGAGGAGGCGGGGGAGGACAACGCUCGGUUGGUGGACGCGUACGCAUCGGACGAGUUCCGGAUGUACGAGUUCAAGGUGCGGCGGUGCGCCCGGGGGCGCGCCCACGACUGGACCGAGUGCCCCUUCGCUCACCCGGCGGAGAAAGCCCGCCGUCGCGACCCUCGGAAGCACCGAUACUCCGGCUCCCCCUGUCCGGACUUCCGCAAGGCCAGUGGGUGCAAGCGCGGCGACGUAUGCGAUCUUGCCCACGGGGUGUUCGAGUGCUGGCUCCACCCCGAUCGCUACCGCACCCAGCCCUGCAAAGACGGAACCGCCUGCCGCCGCCGCGUUUGCUUCUUCGCCCAUACCCCCGAUCAGCUCCGUGUGGUGCCUCCACACCAUCAGCAGAGCUCGCCGACGGCAGCAGCCGCUGGCGUCGACUCCUACGACGGGUUGCCUCUUCACCAGCAGUCGUUCAUGCAGCCUUAUCUUCCCAAGAAUCUUGUCUCCUCGCCAACGUCGGUGCGGAUCUCGCCGCCCAACUCCCCGCCGACGGAGUCGCCGCCGAUAUCACCCAACGGCGCGCAGCUGGGUUCAUGGCAUGCUGGCUCGUCGGUGAACGAGAUCGUGGCGUCGCUGAGGCAGUUACAGCUCAGCAGGGCCAAGUCGGCGCCAAGCUCCUGGGGGUUGCAGGUGGGUAGCGGUGGGUUUGCCUCGCCAAGCGCGUUUGCAGGAUUUAAUGCUGGCUUCUGCAGCCUGCCAUCGACUCCGACGGCUAGUACGAUGAUAUGUGGCGAUGCCAGGUGGCUGGAGGAAGUGGAGCCGGCGGAGAGGGUGGAGUCCGGGAGGGCUCUGAGGGCGAAGAUGUUCGAGAGGCUGAGUAAAGAGAACAUUUUUGAGAAGGCAGAGGCCGCGCCGGACGUCGGGUGGGUGUCAGAGUUGCUGCAGUAGCAGAAAGAUGCUAAUGGCAAAGUGAAGGGUCAAAAAGUGAUGAAGAUUUGAAGGAAGAAAAAUAUGCUAUUAUCCUCAAUUCUUUCUUGAAUUGUUGCCAACGUUGGGAUCUCCGAGGUCAAAAAAAAAAGAAGAAAAAAAAAAGUUGUCUCCUGUUGUAUAUAUAUAUAUAUAUGAAGAGUAGCGGAGGGUUGGAUCAGAUUUGGGUUAGAGAAUGAGGAAUUCAAUAACUAUUAUGCUGCUUCUGCCGUACCAGGAAGGGUUGAAUGAGUGCUGAAGACUUCUAGAGGAGGAAGCAGCAUUCUGCGGAAACUGCAUUAUUUGGGUCAUCGACGUCUUGCUUUUUCUUGUCAUUCUGGUUAUGCUGGAUGUCCAGUUUGAAAUAUUGGACCUGUAAAUAGGGUGUUAUAGUAGCAUCUCUGUCACCAUGUUGACAUUGUGUAUCUUAAGUUUCCAUCCAGUGGAUUUCAGAUGUUUCUUUUCAUAAGCGGUUCUUUUCUUGCU
Molecule: messenger RNA, 1645 nt
Organism: Musa acuminata subsp. malaccensis (wild Malaysian banana)
Lineage: Eukaryota; Viridiplantae; Streptophyta; Magnoliopsida; Zingiberales; Musaceae
Product: zinc finger CCCH domain-containing protein 2
Molecular function (GO): metal ion binding
Source: RefSeq, a predicted model, not a curated record